This is a messenger RNA of Amaranthus tricolor (Joseph's coat), 1869 nucleotides long. Its product is annotated as dihydrolipoyl dehydrogenase, mitochondrial-like. Bases 111 to 1637 code for a protein of 508 amino acids. The transcript has 2 exons. Gene Ontology annotation, molecular function: flavin adenine dinucleotide binding; dihydrolipoyl dehydrogenase (NADH) activity. The record is from RefSeq and is a predicted model, not a curated record. Gene Ontology annotation, cellular component: oxoglutarate dehydrogenase complex; mitochondrion. NCBI's taxonomy places the organism in Eukaryota, Viridiplantae, Streptophyta, Magnoliopsida, Caryophyllales, Amaranthaceae.
AUCCCACCCUCAACUCCCUAUUGCCAAACCCCUCAAAUACCAAUAGGAGUAACAGUAACACAUUUCCUUUCAUUCUUUUUCCUUCUUCCAUUUCCACCUACUUUUCAACAAUGGCCAUGUCCAGCAUUGCCAGAAGAAAAUCAACCCUGAUUUCCAGAAACCUUUGCAACUCUACCGAUUCUAUUCGCUAUACACUUUCUCUCUCUACCUUCUCUCGUUACUUCUCUUCUGCAUCCGAUGAAAAUGAUGUUGUCGUCAUCGGUGGUGGCCCUGGUGGUUAUGUCGCCGCCAUUAAAGCAGCUCAACUUGGCCUUAAAACUACUUGCGUUGAGAAACGUGGUACACUUGGUGGUACUUGCCUUAACGUUGGUUGUAUUCCUUCUAAGGCACUUCUUCAUUCUUCUCACAUGUACCAUGAAGCAAAACAUGCUUUUGCUGCCCAUGGUGUGAAGUUUUCUUCGGUUGAGGUUGAUUUGCCUGCCAUGAUGGCCCAGAAAGAUAAAGCUGUGGGUAGUUUGACUAAAGGUAUUGAGGGUUUGUUCAAGAAGAACAAAGUAAACUAUGUGAAAGGUUAUGGGAAGCUCAUGUCUCCUUCUGAAGUUUCUGUGGACACUAUUGAUGGUGGAAACACUGCUGUUAAAGGCAAACACAUAAUUAUUGCUACUGGGUCUGAUGUAAAGUCUCUACCUGGAGUUCCAAUUGACGAACAGAAGAUUGUAUCAUCAACCGGAGCUUUGGCUCUAAAAGAAAUUCCCAAGAGACUUGUGGUUAUAGGUGCUGGCUAUAUUGGCCUUGAGAUGGGUUCAGUUUGGGGUCGAAUCGGUUCAGAGGUUACUGUUGUAGAAUUUGCUCCAGAAAUUGUUCCUACCAUGGACGGUGAAGUUCGUAGGCAAUUUCAGCGUUCCCUUGAGAAACAAGGUAUGAAAUUCAAACUGAAGACCAAGGUUGUUGGUGUAGAUACCUCUGGGGAUGGUGUUAAGCUGACUGUUGAGCCUGCAGCUGGUGGUGAGCAGACUAUUCUCGAAGCUGAUGUGGUUCUUGUUUCUGCCGGUAGGGUCCCAUUCACUGCUGGGCUUGGGCUUGAAAGCCUUGGAGUAGAAAUGGACAAGGGUGGUCGGAUUUUGGUCAACGAGCGUUUUGCCACUAAUGUUCCUGGAGUGUAUGCUAUCGGGGAUGUGAUCCCAGGUCCUAUGUUGGCCCACAAGGCAGAGGAAGAUGGUGUGGCCUGUGUUGAGUUCAUUGCAGGAAAGGAAGGACAUGUGGACUAUGAUUUAGUCCCGGGAGUUGUCUACACUCACCCUGAGGUAGCUUCUGUAGGGAAAACGGAGGAGCAGGUGAAAACGCUUGGUGUUCCAUACCGAGUGGGUAAAUUCCCAUUCAUGGCAAACAGUAGGGCCAAGGCAAUUGAUAAUGCCGAAGGACUAGUCAAGAUCUUGGCUGAGAAGGAGACUGACAAAAUUCUCGGUGUUCACAUUAUGGCCCCUAAUGCUGGGGAACUCAUCCACGAGACUGUUCUAGCAAUGCACUACGGUGCUUCAAGUGAGGAUAUCGCGCGUACAUGCCAUGCACACCCAACCAUGAGCGAGGCUGUGAAGGAAGCUGCGAUGGCCACAUAUGACAAACCCAUUCACAUUUAGAUUUCAAGAUACCUGUCAUUGUGACCCCAUAUUUUAAAUCCCAAGAUUUUUCAUGCCUUUGCGGCAUUAAAAGACGACAAUCCUCUGCUCUGGUACAUGUUUGUCGAUACGAUUCUCAAUAGUUAUCAGUUAAUUAAUGUGAGCGAUUUGAGAGUUUUUGCGUUGAUGCAUUGUCUCCAAAUAGUUUUCACACUUCAUUUUUUAAAUAUGCUAAUAAUUGAAAUUCAAAUUA